AUGGAUACUUCAAUUAACCGAACGCUGCGUCUUUUGUUGACGGGGAAUUUGUCUACGUCCAGUGAACAGGCCGAAGAUGGUCUUACCACAAGAGAACUCGCCAUUUAUGGCGCUACUCUGUGCUUCUAUAUCGUUGUGAUGGUUACCGCUGUAUUGGGGAACCUCUUGGUUCUUAUGGCCACAUUUCAGAAUCAAAAUCUCAGAGAUUCGGCCACUAAUCUACUUCUUGCCAAUCUAGCUGUCGCAGAUUUUUGCCAAGGAGCGAUAUCUCUACCUUUGAGGAUAGCAGAAGAAGUCAUGAGUAAUUUCUAUUUGUGUCGCGUCUCUAUUCCUACAACUAUUUUCUUUGGCGGGACCUCCAACCUGACUAUUCUGUUCAUCAGCAUUGAACGAUUUGUUUCUAUUUACCGGCCAUAUGCUUAUUGCCGUAUUUUCACGGACAUGGUUGUCAAAGUUGUCAUUGCGUUUAGCUGGAUAACAGUUGCCGCAUUCUCACUAACAUCGGCUAGCAGUAUUGUAUGGAGAAGACACAUCUCAAGCUCAUGUCGCUUUCCUGUGUACUUAUCAAAAGCUUACAUUUUGGCGUUGUACAUCUACGUUCACAUCGUUCCCAUUACGCUAGUGAUCUUAUUGUACGGAUUUAUACUUAAAGCCAGCUGUAUCCAAACUCGUCGAAUCUACGGACAGCAAUUAUCUGUCACUUCAAACUCAGGAUCGUUUGAGAUGGAAGAAAGAUCUCGAGUUUUGCAACGCCUAGCGCACUUGAAGGCAAUCAAGGUUGUUUCGGUCGUGGUCGGACUGUUUAUUGUUCUCGUUCUUCCUAUUAUUAUCAUUGAUGCAGUGGAGAUCCUUGGUGGUGGGAGGCCUCCUGAAGGUUUUGUUAAGGGUGCAGUGUGUUUGAUCUACGCUAACAACUGUGUAAACGUAUUUGUUUACGCUGGGUUCAACCAAGAGUACAGGCAAACGUUCAAGAGGAUCUUGAACAAAUUUAAGCUUGCCCUGUUUGGGCGCUGCGUUCGCAGUUACGCCUGA
This is a messenger RNA of Nematostella vectensis (starlet sea anemone), 1032 nucleotides long. Its product is annotated as adenosine receptor A1. The transcript has a single exon. Gene Ontology annotation, biological process: G protein-coupled receptor signaling pathway. NCBI's taxonomy places the organism in Eukaryota, Metazoa, Cnidaria, Anthozoa, Actiniaria, Edwardsiidae. Gene Ontology annotation, molecular function: G protein-coupled receptor activity. Gene Ontology annotation, cellular component: membrane. The record is from RefSeq and is a predicted model, not a curated record. The coding region runs from base 1 to 1032 and encodes 343 amino acids.